AUGGCCCUUGUCAACGCUGGCAUAGUACCAGCUUCUCGUGCGGUUGGUGAAAGUGACAAUGUCGCGAGAAAGACGGCCCGGUUUACAACGUGUGUAGGCCUGGCGGAUGUAGCACUUGCGCGGGGCAACUACUAUGCCGAAUCAGACCUAAUUUCAAGUAGUGCUCACAAGGAUGCAAGACAAAUCGAGAUGCAAGACGUAUUGCCAAUUUUUGUCUCCAUCGCGUCUACGUGUCUGUCGAACUUGUGUGAAGCCUCCAUUAACAGCAAAGAACAAUCAGCAAUGUUAUACAAUUGGACAUUGAUCAUCACUCACUCAUGCGCAUCCACACACCAGUACCUGGUGACUGCUACUAGUGAUCAACAGCGAGGACACGGCCAGGCAUUUGAGCCAUUGAACCGCACAGCACAUUUUGAUGAUGCAGUGGGUGGCGCGAGAGCAUGUGUCUUUGUAGACUUCAAGAAUAUCGAUGUCAUCAUCCAGAACGUCGGAAUCAAAAUUGUGGCAGUACUUAUCUUGAAGGGGGAUAGUACUGAUCAAGGCGUGGCCGGCGACAUGCCAUACCAUCCUCGUCAGGUUCCACCAUUGUGUGCUCGUGUUGGUGCCAAGAUGAGGAGCGGCCCGCCCUGGGUGAGCGACUUGGAUACGGAGAAAUAA
Molecule: messenger RNA, 657 nt
Organism: Suillus clintonianus
Lineage: Eukaryota; Fungi; Basidiomycota; Agaricomycetes; Boletales; Suillaceae
Exons: 7
Coding region: 1-657 (218 amino acids)
Source: RefSeq, a predicted model, not a curated record